AUGGGUUUAUUAACAGUACUUAAAAAAAUUAAACAAAAAGAAAAAGAACUUAGAUUGUUAAUGUUAGGUUUAGAUAAUGCAGGUAAAACUACAAUUUUAAAACAAUUCAACGGUGAAGAUAUAACUACAAUAAGUCCAACACUAGGUUUUAAUAUACAAACUUUAAUAUAUAAAGAAUAUAAAUUAAAUAUAUGGGAUAUUGGUGGUCAAAAGACAUUAAGAACCUAUUGGAGGAAUUACUAUGAAGAGAAUGAUGCUGUCAUAUGGGUAAUCGAUAGCUCUGAUAUUCGAAGAAUAGAUGAUUGUAAAUUAGAAUUAAAGUCGUUAUUAGAAGAAGAGAAACUUGCAGGUGCAACUUUUUUAGUAUUUGCAAAUAAACAAGAUCUUGAAGGUUCAAAAUCAUCAGAAGAAAUUAUAAAGAUUAAAUCAUAA
Molecule: messenger RNA, 432 nt
Organism: Heterostelium album PN500
Lineage: Eukaryota; Evosea; Eumycetozoa; Acytosteliales; Acytosteliaceae
Gene: arl2
Product: ARF-like protein
Exons: 5
Coding region: 1-432 (143 amino acids)
Biological process (GO): protein folding
Cellular component (GO): cytoplasm; microtubule cytoskeleton
Molecular function (GO): GTP binding; GTPase activity
Source: RefSeq, a predicted model, not a curated record